UUUCGUUUUAUCUUGUUACAAAACAUUCCUCACAAAACAGCUCAAUUUGUUUUGCUUAAAAUUGACAGUGACAGUUAAAAAGAUUGAAAGAAGGUAUAAUUAUGCCUGGAUCAGAAGUUGGGAGACUUUCACGGGCAACUUUUGCCCUCAGCUGAUUUUGGUUUCCAGAGGCCCAGUUUGGGGUGGUCCCUGGUGUCAUUAGAACUAGAGUGGGGUUCACUGGAGGGUCAUCUCCAAAUCCUACCUACCGCACCAUGGGAGAUCACACAGAAACUGUGGACCUGGAAUUUGACCCUGAUGUUGUUUCCUAUGAAGAACUUUUAAAUAAGUUUUGGAAAUGGCACAAUCCUUGCUCUCAGCGUGGAACCCAGUAUAUGUCUGCCAUCUUUUAUCACAGCACCAAGCAGAAAAUGUUAGCCGAGCAGACUAGAGAUGAACAGCAGAAAGACCAUGUGUCCCCUAUUGUAACAAAAAUUGCUAAAGCUGGACCUUUCUAUAAUGCAGAAAACUACCACCAGAAGUACAUUCUAAGACAGCAUAGAGACAUUUUAGAUAGCCUGCACUUGACAGAUGAAGAACUGAUUCUGUCUCCCCUAGCCUGCAAAUUUAAUGGGUACCUUGGUGGUUAUGGAAACUUUGAAGACUUCCUAAAGGACACAGAGGGUGUGAAGCUGACCAGAAAACAACUGGACUAUGUAGAACAACAACUGGAAAAGGUGUCCAGGUUCUAAACUGCAAUACCAAACAAGUGCCCAUGCAAAGACCACAGGCCCUUACCCAGCCUUGGCAUUUACUACUUACUUAUAGUCCUCUUCCUGCUGUUCAGCAAAAUAAUAAGGCCAUCACAAGAGACUUCAGUGCUGGUCUGUCUUGUGUCCAUCUCUGGACCUGUCACAAUGACCAGUCGUUCUCCUUUAUUUCUUUCUCCACUGAUCUUCUUCAGACCUCUUUUGGUAUAAGCAUUUACUACCUCACUUUCAAAACUGACAAAGGGUAUGAUUUGUGAUUUAUAAUUAGUCCUCUGUAACUUUUUAACUCUCAUUUUAUGAUUAAUCGGUUUAGUUUUUAUAAGAAAAUUUCCUUAUGAAUUCCAUUUUGUGAUAUGUUCCUGUGAAAAUCUCAUUGAUAGAAUCUAAAUUUCCCUGUGUUUGAGUUAAAAAAAGUCUUUAUAUCUUUUUAAUGAUAAUUCUUGAUUCAAGUUAUUUUUAACUUUCAAGAAAUUGAUGAUGUAAAGAUAUGAGUGUUUUUUUCUUUAACAUAGACACAAUGCAUUGUUUAUAGUGUAGAAUACUCUGUUUUGUUCAUCAUGCUUGUAAUAAAGAAAUUCAUCUCUUUCCAAUGAUAUGCUCUUGAUAAAAAAGAUAUUUAAACUUUCAAGAGAUUGACACUUUGAAGAAAUGAAUUCCUUCAUACAAACAUGACAAAUUUAUAUAAUUGCUUACUGUGAAUUGUUAUGUUUUUUGUUUUAUGAAAUAAAUUUGUUACACUUUA
This is a messenger RNA of Saccostrea cuccullata (small rock oyster), 1491 nucleotides long. Its product is annotated as peptide methionine sulfoxide reductase-like. The record is from RefSeq and is a predicted model, not a curated record. The coding region runs from base 255 to 731 and encodes 158 amino acids. Gene Ontology annotation, molecular function: peptide-methionine (S)-S-oxide reductase activity. The transcript is spliced from 5 exons. Lineage: Eukaryota; Metazoa; Mollusca; Bivalvia; Ostreida; Ostreidae.